This is a messenger RNA of Talpa occidentalis (Iberian mole), 9144 nucleotides long. RefSeq names its product mediator of DNA damage checkpoint 1 (gene MDC1). Lineage: Eukaryota; Metazoa; Chordata; Mammalia; Eulipotyphla; Talpidae. Bases 483 to 5996 code for a protein of 1837 amino acids. Gene Ontology annotation, biological process: positive regulation of transcription initiation by RNA polymerase II. Gene Ontology annotation, molecular function: protein binding. The transcript has 16 exons. Gene Ontology annotation, cellular component: nucleus. The record is from RefSeq and is a predicted model, not a curated record.
CUACCGGCGGGUUGAUCAAUCAGCGUGCAGCGAGGCUGUGAGAGACAGUAGCGGCAACCAAUCAGCACAUAGGCUUCUUCGGGCUUCGCACUCGCGCCGCCGAUUGCGGCCGUUACUGGUGGCGCGCGGGGGGACUCAAAGUAGGUAUGAAGACACUGGGAGACGUUGGGCCAGGAGGGACCCCCUGAGGUGGGGAUCAAAGAUGGUGGCCCACUGAAUUGAAGCGAGGGGUCAGGGACACCCCUGAGUUCUGCAGUCAUAAGGACGGCGUUGGUCCUGUCUCUAGAGGAGGUGUCCUGCUUUCCCCGCCUGACACCCGUCACUCUCUAGGGUAGCAUCGGAGUGAAGUCCGUGCUAUUUUGACUUUUCAUCUCCUUUCGUUUGUUCUUCUCAUCAGUAGACUCGGUGAUGUAACACUCUGGAAGGCACGGUUAAUCUUAUGUUCGGUUCGUGAAUGCAGCCCAAGUACUUCGUAGCAGAUCAUGGAGGACACCCAGGUUAUUAACUGGGAUGUUGAAGAAGAGGAGGAGACAGAGAAACCCAAUGAACCAUUGGGGUAUAACUUGGAGCCCCUAGGACGACUGCGUAUCUUCAGUAGUGUCCAUGGACCAGAAAAAGAUUUCCCACUAUACCUCGGGAAGAAUGUGGUAGGCCGGAUGCCUGAUUGCUCUGUGGCCCUGCCCUUUCCAUCCAUCUCCAAACAACAUGCAGUGAUUGAAAUCUUCGCCUGGGACAAGGCACCUGUCCUCCAGGAUUGUGGGAGCCUCAAUGGUACUCAAAUCCUGAGGCCUCCUAAAGUCCUGAGCCCGGGGAUGAGUCAUCGUCUGAGGAACCAGGAGUUGAUUCUCUUUGGUGACUUGCCCUGUCAGUAUUAUCGCCGGGAUGUCUCCCUGCCCUUUGUCUCCCGGGGCCCUCUAACUGUAGAGGAGACACCCAGGGUUCAGGGAGGAACUCAAUCUCGGGGGCUUCUGUUGGCUGAGGACUCCGAGGAGGAAGUAGAUUCUCUUGCUGAAAGGUAUGUGGAGAAUGAACCAAGUGCCACAUCCUCCACUUUGGCAACAGUAGUUCCAGAGAGUGAUGAAGAGGGGCAUUCGCCUGCCCAGGAUGGCCCUGGGCCACCUUUUGCUUUCAACUUGGACAGUGACACAGAUGAAGAAGAAAACCAGCUACCAGCAGCAAGGGAGGCCUCCUCGACUACAGAGGCAGAACAGCCUAAAACUGAAGGAGGCACAACUGAAACCCAAAUUGGAAAGGAUCAACAUUCAGUGAAGGACAGGGACAAUGAGACGGAAGUUGAGGGGGGUGCAAGAACUGGGGUGGUUCCAUUUGGGGUGAAUGUUGAGAGGAGCCAACCUGCAGGGGAGGACAGUGACACAGAUGUGGAAGGUGAGGGCACGGCCACUGGAGGACCAGCGGAGGUGCGUUUGGAAAUGACCCAGCCUUGUGGCUUCAUAGAAAGUGAUACUGAUGUGGAAGAAGAGGGGAUGCCCGUGACCCCAGCUGUAGUUCCUAUGAAGAAAAGACAGUUCUUCCAUGGAGUUAGUACAAAGAGUCCUGGGGUACCUGGCUUAGCACAUGGGCAGAAGAGUCCCACUAGUAGUGAUACAGAUGUGGAGGAGGGUGAGGAUCCAGUAACGGUCCCUCUGGAGAGAAGCAGAGCUUCCAUUGUGAUCGACAGCAAUACAGAUGACGAGGAAGAGGUCUCCGCAGCGCUCACUUUGGCUUGUCUGAAAGAGAGUCAUGCCGCUACCUGGAAUAGAAAUCCAGAAGUAAAAGAACACAGGCCCCAACCAGGGGUCCUGAAGCAAAGCCAAAUCUCCCCUGGGAGAGACAGUGACACAGACUUGGAGGAAGAGGGGGUCUCAGUGAAAAAGAGAGAGACUAUCCCUAAAGGUCAUAAAGACACGGCACAUUCAGAAAAGAGCCAACCACCUUUUGGAGACAAUGAUGUAGAGAUGGAGGAAGAUAACAGCUCACCCAGGGUCCACCUGGACAGUAGCCGGGCUUCUGCCACAGAUGCAAAGCAUCAGGUGCAUGUGGCGUGGACAAAUAAAAUAGAUGUGGAAGCAGAUGGGAGCCCAACAAAGCUGCCUGUGCUGCAUCUAGGGGAGACCCAGGCUCCUCCAGCUGAGGACUGUGAAACAGAUGCAGAAGAAGGCACAGCCUUAGAAUUCUCGGUGGUGGCAGGUAUAAGAAGGAGCCAGCUUCCAGCACAGGGGAUGAUAGAACAGGCUGCAGCCGUCCUGGAGCAGGGGAAGGCACUUGAGAAAGGGGUCCGGGGAAGGUCACCUGUGCCACAAGGGAAGCAAGAUGUUCCUGUCUCAAAGGGCACGGGCACUCCAGGGGCACCCACCCAGCCACAGAGAGCAGGAACUCAGACCCCCACAGGAAAGGAGAGAGAAUUGCAUGUGCACGGGACCAAGGACUCUGGAGACAACCAUGAUGAUUCUGAAGAUCUGGACUUGCAGGCUACACAGUGCUUUGUGGAGAGAGAGAAUCAGAGCCUGGAAGCAGUCCAGCACAUGGAGGAUGAACCCACCCAGGCCUUCCUGUUCAGCCACACCCAAGAGCCCGGCCCUUCUCAUUGCAGCUUCCAGACCCCAGCCUCUCUUUCUGACUCAUCACUGCCAGGUGCCUUGGAUGAGCCAUGGGAGGUGUUGGCUACACAGCCAUUCUGUCCAAGAGAGUCUGAGGCCUCUGAGACCCAGCCCAUUGCUGCCUACCUUGAGGCCCAUGGACCUUGUGACAGUUCACUGCAAGGCCAACAUCCAGAGAGCCCAGUUCACACACAGCCAUUGGGGAUUCAAGGCCACUUGAAUUGCAAGAUGCCACCUAGUGAGGAGGCUUCCAGGGAAUCCCCAGAUGUUUGUCUGCCUCCUGCAGUGCCUGAAGCCUCAGCCUCACUCCAAAGCCAAAAAAAUCCUGUACCUCAACCCAUCCUUUCUCCCGCUCCAACUUCCUUAGAGCUGCCCAUUCCCAGGACCAGGCAAAAUGAGAGUCAGGUAGCUCCAGAGACUCCCGUGUCCUUAGAGCUGGAGCUACACCAUCCAGAACCCAAAGUUAGGUGCCAGAGGUCUGCCAGGAUGACUGCCACUCCAGUUUCUUCUCUUGCCCUUGAGCCCCACCUUGCCACCCCCACAGACCAGCCCGUCAAGUUUGAGCCCCCAACUCAGGUCUCUCAGGUUAGAACUCGGAGAUCUUCUGUAAAGACGCCUGAGCCAGUUUUCCCCACAGAACCCCAGCUCCAGCCUUCCACUUCCAAAGACCAGCCUGCCACUCCCAAACCCACAUCUCAGACCACUCAGUGCAGGACACAUAGGUCCUCUGUCAAGACCCCUGAACCAGGUAUCCCCAUAGCCCCCGAACACCAGACUUCCACCUCCACAGACCAGCCUGUCACCCCUGAACCCACAUCUCGGGCCAUUCGGGGCAGGGCACAUAGGUCCUCUGUCAAGACCCCUGAACCAGGCGUCCUCACAGCCCCUGAGCUCCAGCCUUCCACUUCCAAAGACCAGCCUGUCGCCCCUGAACUCACAUCUCGGGCCACUCGGGGCAGAGUACAUAGGUCUUCUGUCAAGACCCCCAAACCAGGUGUCCCCACAGCCCCUGACUUCCAGCCUUCUACCCCCACAGACCAGCCUGUCACCCCUGAGCCCACAUCUCGGGCCACUCGGGGCAGGACACACAGGUCCUCUGUCAAGACCCCUGAACCAGUAGUCCCCGUAGCCCCUGACCUCCAGCCUUCUACCCCCACAGACCAACCUGUCACCCCUGAACCCACAUCUCGGGCCACUCGGGGCAGGGCACACAGGUCCUCUGUCAAGACCCCUGAACCAGGCGUCCUCACAGCCCCUGAGCUCCAGCCUUCCACUUCCAAAGACCAGCCUGUCACUCCUGAACUCACAUCUCGGGCCACUCGGGGCAGAGCCCAUAGGUCCUCUGUCAAGACCCCUGAACCAGAUGUUCCCACAGCCCCUGACCUCCAGCCUUCUACCUCCACAGAUCAGCCUGUCACAUCAGACCAGCCUGAGCCCACAUCUCGGGCCACUCGGGGCAGGACACACAAGUCCUCCGCCAAGACCCCUGAACUAGGUGUCCCCACAGCCCCUGAGCUCCAGCCUUCUACUUCCAAAGACCAGCCUGUCACCCCUGAACCCACAUCUCGGGCCAUUCGGGGCAGGACACAUAGGUCCUCUGUCAAGACCCCUGAACCAGGUGUCCCCACAACCUCUGAGCUCCAGCCUUCUACUUCCAAAGACCAGCCUGUCACCCCUGAGCCCACAUCUCGGGCCAUUCGGGGCAGGACACACAGGUCCUCCGUCAAGACCCCUGAACCAGGUGUCUCCACAGCCCCUGACCUCCAGCCUUCCACUUCCAAAGAUCAGCCUGUCACUCCUGAACCUAUAUCUCGGGCCACUCGGGGCAGAGCACAUAGGCCUUCUGUCAAGACCCCUGAACCAGGUGUCCCCACAACCUCUGAGCUCCAGCCUUCCAUCCCCACAGAUCAGCCUGUCACCCCUGAACCUAUACCUCGGGCCACUAGAGGCAAGACGCAUAGAUCUGUCAAAACCCCCAAACCAGUUAAUCCUACAACCCCUGAGAUCCAGCUUUCUGUCUCCAAAGCUCAGUCUGUCAGCCCUCAGACUGCUCAGGGCAGGACUCAUAGGCCCUCUGUGAAGAACCCCCAGCCCAUUGUACCCACAUCCCCUGAUAUUGAACCUCCUGCCUCUGCAGACCAGAUUGUCUCUCCCAAGGCCAUAGAUCAGGGUCAGAGCAGGACUCUAAGGUCUUCUACAGCAAAUGCUGUGCCCAUUCCUGAAGUCCAGUCUCCUGUCCCCACAGAACAACCUAUUCCCCAGGAGUCUAUCCCUCAAGCCAAUGGAAGCAGGAAGCCGAGGGCCACUAGGAAACAUGGGUCCCUCACAGUUUCCUAUGUCCCUGAACCCUGCCCUGCACCCCCUGAACCUAACUGCCAGUCCUCAAGGAACCAAAGGCGGGGAGCUGUGAGAGCAGCUGAGGCCUUUAGUGCCACAUCUGAGCCUGUCUCUGCCCAGCCUCCUAAGACAUCCACUCAGGGUCCCCAUAUCCAAAAGGCAGAGGCAGCAGAUAGCACUGAGCUCACCCUAGAGACCCGUCCCAAGGCUUCUCAAAGCUGCAAGAGGCCUUUAGAUACCAUGGACUCUCCCCCACCUCAAAAACGACUCCAAAGAGGGGAAGUGCCACAGGAGACAAUAUUCUUCAAGGAAGAGGAAGAAGAUGCUGCAGAGAGGCCAAUGAAGGACGAGUCCCAGCAUGUAGCAAUACCAGGACCAGUCAAGAGAAAGAGAGACCAAACUGAGGAACCCAAGGGAAUAUCUAGCCGCAGCCUCCGACGGGCCAAACCUAACCAAGACUCCACAGCCCCCAAAGUGCUGUUCACAGGCGUGGUGGAUGCGCGAGGAGAGCGGGCGGUGCUGGCGCUGGGGGGCAGUCUGGCCAGCUCAGUGACAGAGGCUUCCCAUCUGGUGACUGAUCGAAUCCGCCGGACAGUCAAGUUCCUGUGUGCCCUGGGGAGAGGGAUCCCCAUCCUCUCCCUGGACUGGCUGCACCAGUCCCGCAAGGCCGGUUCCUUCUUGCCCCCGGAUGAAUACGUGGUGGCUGAUCCUGAACAGGAGAAGAACUUUGGCUUUAGUCUUCGGGAAGCCCUGCGCCGGGCUCGGGAACAAAGGCUGCUGGAGGGCUAUGAGGUCCAUGUCACCCCAGGAGUCCAGCCCCCGCCACCUCAGAUGGGAGAGAUAAUCAGCUGCUGUGGAGGCACCGUCCUACCUAGUAUGCCCCGGUCCUAUAAGCCUCAGCGAGUUGUGAUCACAUGCUCCCAGGACUUCCCUCGGUGCUCCAUUCCUUGUCGCGUUGGGCUGCCCGUCGUCUCACCUGAGUUCCUGCUGACAGGAGUGUUGAAGCAGGAAGCCAAGCCAGGGGACUUCAUCCUCUCUGCUUCGGAAAUGUCAUCCACCUGAAAACACUACCCCAAGCCCACUUCUCUCCCAGGCCAGUAAAUAAAGUUCAGAAAAUAUUUGGAAGAAAACUUAGGGCUUUAGAAAGGACUGGGCUAUUCUGAUCUUAUUAGCCUUGGAACAUGAAUGGGCUCAAAAAUGUUUAUGGGUAAAACAAAGAUAGGGAGAUUAGGAGCCACAGAUUUUUUUGUAAUGGCCAUUUAAAGUUGGCGAAUCCCAGGCUCCGAUGUUUCGAAUGGCUGCUCCUAUUUAGCUGAACCGAUGUGCUAAUGCUCGGUGGCACACACAUCCCUGCCCCCCCAUUUGAAAACCAUCUUUCUUUCCUAUUUGUUAACUGGGAUUCUUACUCAUCUUCUGAAACAUAGUGGGACCAAUUUUAGUGUCGGGAACUUGAAGGGAUGUUUGGAGUGAGUAAAUUUGAGGAUGGCGUUAUGGAAUGCUACUGAAAUAUUUCCCACUCUUCUGGACCUGUCUUAUUAGAGGCAUACGUUAGCCUUGACUUUGAACAAGUCUGCACUUUUAUGCCCACCUUUUCCAGUAUUUAUAACAUUAGAGCUUAUGUUUAGCUUCUGUGAUAAAUUUUCACUCUGUGCCUUAUGGUAUAAUGUAUUUUCUAUGUAACAUUUCUUAUAAUUUUUGAAGUUGGUUGGUUACAAGAAUGUGGAGAAAUUGGAACCCUUACUUACUACACAUUGCUGGUAGGAAUGAAGAAUGUUUCAGGCUGUGGUAAACAAUUCAACAGUUUUUCACAUAGUUAAACAUAGUUACCAACCAUGUGACCCAGCAAUUCCACUCUUGCUAAGAAUUAAAAUAGGUCUUCAAAACAAAUAACUGUAUUCAAUGUUCAUAUCCAGUAUUCAUAGUGAUACUUUUUGUAACAGCCAAAAGAUAGAAACCACACAAAUGGGUGAGAGGAUGUGGGAUACCAUAGGAUUAGCCAUCAGAAGAGAUGAAGCACUGAUCAACGUUUGGAGGAUGACCCUCAGAAGCAGGUUGCUAAGUGAAAGAAGCCAGACAAAAGAUCACAUUGUAUGCUUCACUACUUUAAAUUACCCAGAAUAGGUGAGUCUGUAGAUACGGAGAGUAGAUUGGUGGUUGCCAGGGUCUGGGGCAGGGGUAGGGGAAAUAGGAGGUGACUGCUCAAUGGAUCUAGCCCUUCUUCAGGUUAUAGGGUAUGAUUUGGUGCUGAUGAAUGGGCUUUGGAACUAGAUGGAGAUCUGCACAUUGUGAAUGUGCCACAUAACACUGAAUUGUUCUCAGAUGGUUCAUUUUAUAUGAACUUCACAAAAAAAAUUUGGAAAUUUGGCUUUGUGCCCUUUUCUAUAAGUUAUACUCAGGUUUCGAAAGCUGGGGUGUAGUAGAAAUAGCAUGAACGUUGUCAAAUAUUGUGCUGGUUUUUGAAUAUAUCAAAUCUCAUAUAUUAAGCACAGCCAUUGUGGGUGUGGCACACAGUAGGACCCAAAGUACUCUUGGACAACUCAGAGCCUUGAAAGUCUUGUGCUAUGUGAAGCUACGGGGACAUGGGUCCCUGAGGGCCACAGUAUUCCUAGCAAUACCUGCGGUGCUAUUACCCUAUUUAGCACUCAAGCUCCUAAAGAACAGGGAUUUUCCUCAUACUUCCAGUGAGCCCCAUAACAUAUUGCACGCUGUAUAAGAGUGUCUGUGGGUCAGCAUCCCUGCAAGAAACAAUGGCACAGUCAAAUCAGGAUAAUUUGGAAGAGUUCAGUAAAAUGGAAAUUAACAAGUAAGUGGACAAGAUGCAGAGAAAUCACAAAGACUGUUGCAGGACCCUGGUAUCCAGAGUUCUCUUUUUAACCACUUCUCUAAAGCCAAAAGGAUGAAAAGCCUUAUGUAGUGAGGGUUCCCCCAUCAAGGCUAUGUUCUUCACUGAUCAUCCAUGCAGGACAACUUCCUGUGUGACUCUGAAGGGAAAAUAGCUGAUACAGUACACACUAGCAUUAAUUCAGAGGAGGGUGGGCAGAGAAGGAGCCCGCAGAGAAGGAAUGUGGAGCCUGUGGGAUGAUGCUUGGCAGUUUUCUCAUCCCUGAGUCCACUCAACUAGCAGUUCUCAUCUGGGGAAAUUUAUCACUUUGGGUAUGUUUCUUCUGCCUGUAAAUUGCAGGAACUAGCAGUGUCUAAGGUGUGACUAGAUCACAUGUCUUUAGCUGCCUGAUCUUUCUGAUGGAGAAAACCUUACUUUUACUCUGCUGUUUAGAUAUGAAUGUUAGUCUGCAGGUAUUACAAAGAGGUCUACAGGGAAAGUGUGUUAAAACAACAGGUCUUUGUAGCUUCUGUUAAGUAAAUGGAAUCAAACUAAUGAGGCUGCAGAGUCAAGUCCUGCAGUUCCUGAUCACAAACUUGGAUAAAAUUAACCUACUGCAGGCACUCCCUGGUGGCACAAGGGGUUAAGACGCAACCUAUGAAGCUGUUUGCGGCCACGGCAGCAUGAGUUCGAUAUGGCGCAGCAGACCUCUCCCGUCUCACCUGCUGCUCCCCUCAGCAGUGUAUUUCAGUCUGCCUGUUCUGUUCCCCACACUAUCUCUGGUGAAUCCUCUCACCCCCACACCUCUGGCCUGUACCCCAGUUCUUGUAUGCAUAAAUAAAUAAAUCUUUUUUAAAAAUUAACCUACUGCAAAGUUUACAAGUGUAAUAAAGUUUCUGUCACAAAUAAUUUAGUAUUUUUAUAUCUGGUUAACAAAUCACCUGCCUUUAGUAUUAUGAGAACAGAUCUUUCUGUAUUACAGAGUUGUUCUCUGCCCUUCUUAGUAAGUGGAGAGGCAACAGUGCUACGUGCAGAAUAAGCAUCUAUUUUUUUUUUUGUGGUAAAAUAGUCACUGUUUUCAAUCUACAAGACAUGAAAGGUCAGAGCUUUGGGGUCUCAACCUGGGCCAACAAUCUCAAUUUCUCUCACCUAGGUUUAUUGAAGUGUUAAGGGGAGGGGGUCCUGCCUGGUGGCACAAGGGGUUAAGUCGCAGGACUAUGAAGCCAUCUGCAGCACGAGUUGGAUCCCGACCCACAAUGCACAGCAGACCUCUCGUCCCUCCUGCUGCUCCCUCAGCAGUGUAUUUCAGUCAGUCUGCCUGUUCUGAUACCCACUCUGUCUCUGGUGAACCCUCUCACCUCCCCGCACCCCUGGCCUACACGCUAGUUC